Poecile atricapillus (Black-capped chickadee) is the source of this 1359-nucleotide messenger RNA. It is a transcript of the gene EDAR, whose product is annotated as ectodysplasin A receptor. Gene Ontology annotation, biological process: positive regulation of canonical NF-kappaB signal transduction; positive regulation of JNK cascade. The coding region runs from base 13 to 1359 and encodes 448 amino acids. The record is from RefSeq and is a predicted model, not a curated record. NCBI's taxonomy places the organism in Eukaryota, Metazoa, Chordata, Aves, Passeriformes, Paridae. The transcript has 11 exons. Gene Ontology annotation, cellular component: plasma membrane. Gene Ontology annotation, molecular function: signaling receptor activity.
UAUCAAGAGAGCAUGGCUCACCUGGGUGAACGUAAAUGGACUCAUGUGUUCCCUUUCCUGAUGGUCUCCCUGGUGUACUCCGCCAGUGCCGAAUACUCCAACUGCGGUGAGAAUGAGUACUACAACCAGACCACUGGCAUGUGCCAUGACUGCCCCAAGUGCGAGCCGGGUGAAGAACCUUACAUGACAUGUGGAUAUGGCACCAAAGAUGAGGACUAUGGCUGCAUCCCCUGCCCUUCAGAGAAGUUUUCCAAAGGAGGUUACCAGAUAUGCAGACGGCACAAGGACUGCGAGGGUUUUUUCCGAGCUACAGUCAUGACACCUGGGGAUCAGGAGAAUGACGCAGAGUGUGGUCCUUGUCUCCCAGGUUACUACAUGCUGGAAAACAGACCUCGGAACAUCUACGGGAUGGUUUGCUACUCAUGCUUGCUGGCACCUCCCAACACCAAGGAAUGUGCAGGCACUAACUCUGGCAUUUCAGCCAUUUUCCCAAGCACCUCUGGCACAAGCACUUUCUCACCUUACCAGCAUGCUCACAAAGCAGAUCUUUCAGGACAAGGACAUCUGGCUACAGCUCUUAUAAUUGCUAUGUCUACUAUCUUCAUAAUGGCUAUUGCCAUUGUCCUUAUCAUCAUGUUUUACAUUGUAAAAACAAAGCCAUCUGCUCAAGCCUGUUGCAAGAGCCACUCAGUAAAAAAUGUCGAAGCUCAGGCUAACACACAAGAAGAGAAGAAAGAAGUGCAAGAUAAUGUUGUGAUAUUCUCUGAGAAAGAGGAGUUUGAAAAACUUACAGCAACUCCAGCUAAGGCUGUCAAGAGUGAAAAUGAUGCAUCUUCGGAGAAUGAACGACUUUUAAGCCGGAGUAUGGAUAGUGAUGAAGAAGCUGCAGUUGACAAGCAAGGGACUCCAGAGAGAUGCUUAUUAUCUUUAGUGCAUUUGGCCAGAGAUAAAUCUUCAACAAGCAAUAAAUCAACUGGGAUUCAAAGUCGAAGGAAAAAGAUACUUGACGUGUACGCUAACGUAUGUGACGUUGCAGAAGGCCUGAGCCCUACAGAGCUGCCAUUUGACUGCCUGGAGAAGACCAGCCGAAUGCUCAGCUCGACCUACAACACAGAGAAAGCCAUCGUGAAAACGUGGCGUCACCUUGCCGAGAGCUUUGGGCUGAAGAGGGAUGAGAUUGGCGGGAUGACAGAUGGCAUGCAGCUGUUUGACCGCAUCAGCACAGCAGGCUACAGCAUCCCAGAACUGCUCACCAAACUGGUGCAAAUCGAGCGACUAGAUGCUGUUGAAUCCUUGUGUGCAGACAUUCUGGAGUGGGCACAAGCAAUGCCGGCUCCUGAACCAGCAGGGACAUCCUGA